UCCCACUUAGAUCCAGGGUGAAAGAGAGAAAACACAUGGAAUUUUUCUUUUUUUGCAAAUACAUCCAGGGUUGGAGGUUCUUUCUCUCUGUGCGUUGCACAAACAAAGGAGCAGCAUCAGAUGUAGUUUGAGGAGCCUCUCUCAUCCUUAUGCAACCUGGUUUAAACCUGGGGAUGAGAGAGUGCCAUCAACACCUCUGCUUUGUUUCCCUCCGCCUCUUCAAACUCUGAUCAACACUCUCAGCAUCUGAAAACAUUGAGGAUUGACGGAAGAGGAUUCAACUUUGGUUGCUUUUUUGGUUUGAUUGAUUCAAGAUUUCCUGUAGGUGGAAUGAUGCCUCUGUGCUGGAGCACCAGGUUGAAGGUUCUAGUUGUGCUUUUUGCUUUGAUGAUUCUCCCCAUGGCUCUGGAUGCUGGAACAAACCAGGAGAGGAGACCGGCUCCACAGACUUCCUGCUUUGGAGGCUUUGACCUUUACUUUGUUCUGGACACAUCUGGCAGUGUGCAGAACCACUGGAAUGAAAUCUACCACUUUGUUGAACAUCUGGCACAUAAAUUCAUCAGCCCACAGUUACGGAUGUCCUUCAUUGUGUUCUCCACCGCGGGGCGGAUUUUAAUGCACCUGACAGAUGACAGGGAACGUAUCCGUAAAGGUCUGGAGGAGCUCCAUGCCGUCCAGCCUGGAGGAGACACAUUUAUGCAUGAAGGCAUCAUGAAGGCUAGUGAGCAGAUAUACUAUGGAAACACAGAAGGUUACCGCACCGCCAGUGUUAUCAUAGCGCUAACAGAUGGAGAGCUGCAUGAGGACCUUUUCCUCUACGCAGAGAUAGAGGCAAACCGCUCCAGAAGUCUGGGUGCCUCAGUUUACUGCGUUGGAGUCAAAGACUUCAAUGAGACACAGUUGGCGAAGAUCGCUGACAGUAAAGACCACGUCUUCCCUGUAAAUGAUGGAUUUGAAGCUUUGCAAGGAGUUAUUGGUUCGAUUCUGAAGAGGUCCUGUAUUGAGAUCCUGGCAGCAGAGCCGUCCAGUAUAUGUGCAGGAGAGUCAUUCCAGGUUGUGGUAACAGGAAACGGGUUCCUCCAUGCCAGAAAUGCGGACAAAGUGUUGUGCAGCUUCCGGAUCAACGACACUGUGACCAAAAUGAUGAAGCCACUGACUGUUGAGGACACAUAUCUCCUCUGCCCUGCUCCGGUCCUUCAGGAGGAAGGGAUGGCAGCAAAUCUUGAUGUCAGUAUGAAUGAGGGGCUCAGUUUUAUCUCCAGUUCUGUCACCAUUACCACUGUGAAAUGUUCAGACGGGACCAUCCUGGCCGUAGCUUUGCUUAUCCUCGUGCUACUCCUGGUUUUGGCUCUUCUCUGGUGGUUCUGGCCUCUCUGUUGCACUGUGAUCAUCCAUGAACCCCCACCACCACCUGUGGAGGAAAGCUCGGAUGAGGAGGACUUUGAAACCCCUAAGAAAAAAUGGCCGACAGUAGAUGCGUCCUACUAUGGAGGAAGAGGAGUGGGGGGGAUCAAAAGGAUGGAGGUCCGCUGGGGUGAAAAAGGCUCAACAGAGGAAGGAGCAAAGCUGGAGAAAGCCAAAAAUGCCAAAGUGAAGAUGCCCGAACAGGAUUAUGAACCUCCGACCACUCGGGUUCUCAACAACGGCAUGCAGAAACCUGCAGCACCUCGGAAGUGGUACUCACCCAUUCAGAGCAAACUGGAUGCACUUUGGGUUCUUAUGAAAAAAGGCUAUGACCGCGUAUCUAUAAUGAGACCUCAUCCAGGGGACAAGGGAAGAUGCAUGAACUUCACUCGUACAAAAUCGCCGCCUCCUCGUUACCCCCACCUAAACUACCAGCCCUCACCCAUCUGCAACCCACCCAACAGAAGUCCUCCUCCACCACAGGGCUCCCUGCCCCCGACUCCUGGCAGCCCUCAGUCAUUUUCCUACUCCACGCUUCCAUCACCUCCUUCAACUCCUCCUCCUGUUUCCCCGACUCCCUCACCACCCCUCACCCCUCCUCCUUACACAGCACCUCCCAGCAGAGCUCUUCCUCCAACCACCACGUACAUACCUGCUCCACCAGCGUCCCCACCUGGCCCUCCAGUCUGUGCCCCUCCUGCGGGCCCUCUGCCUCCUCCUCCUGGGCGAGCCCCCCCACCUGCCCGUCCACCGCCCCGUCCUGUAGUUUAAUGGCAGCAGAUGUGAGAGACACAAAACUAAAGGAAAACAGUGGUCAGCGUGCAGAGAUGUUGUGUUUGGAAGCAGGGACAUUUUUGUGUCCUCUGCCUUGUGCAGAGAAGCCAGGAGAACUGUCCAGCUAUUUGUCUACAGUGACUUUUGUACACAUCUAGGAGAACAGUGCAAUUACUCAGAUGCUUGAAUUACACUCAACAGACAGUCCAUACAAAUGAGAUCAUGCAGAUCAAUUCCAGAACAUUUGUGCAGUUUAUGCUCGGAGGUGCUACAGAAUCCACUAACCCAUCAGCUCGUACGUUCGGUUAAAUCCUCAUGAGCUCGGACUAAAGUCUCUGUACCUCAGCCCUCAAUAAGAAGCUGAACUGCACCGGUCAUGGUGUCAAGAUGAAUGUCUGCUGAAAAAUAUCUGAUUCGGGAUGAAACUCAGGCUUCCAAUGUUUUGGCUUUCAGCAGAUUUACAGAAAUCUGAAUAAUCUUGAACUUUUUUUGUUGUGUUAGCAACUGCAUGCAAAGAAGGCUUGUGUGAACUGUGUGAUUUUACCUUUUAUACGUUUUUUUAUCGGUUUUAUUGUGUGUUGUUUUUUUUUUAUCUGGUUGGGCUGGAUGCCCAACCAGAUUCUUUUGCAUUUACCAUGUUGCUUCAGUAUCAAGGUUUGGAAGCUGCAGUCAACAGCUGUUGUGGUAAAAGGGAGAACUCGCUCUGUAUACAAACAUAUCAGCAGAUCAAUCCAUUCUCCGGAUGUUUUUCUAAUCCAAAUGUGCCAAAUAUCAAAAUGAUGAAGCCAUGUUUUUUAUGUGCAGAGUGUGGCUUAGGAGCGGCUGACUGAGGAAUGAUUUCAUCCUGGAUGCUGCUCCAAAAAAAACAAACUGGUCAGCAAAAUUGGCACCUUAGCAUAUGUUUAAUUUCUUGUUCAUUAAUGCAUCACUAAAGCUUUUGCUUUAGGAUAUUUGUUCUAUUUUAAGCUCACAUUUGUGACACGUUAUGCUCUCCCUACCUGCAGUGUGUAGUUUGAUGCUUUGCUUGCUGGCUUUUAAGAACACCACUUGAAAUGUUAAUUACCUGACAACUUUACAGAGGUGGCACUUAAGUAAAAGUAGCACUACUGCAUCAUGUUUUUACUCAAAUAGCAGCAUAAAUGAACCGUUAAAGAAAGUACACAGGCGUAUUUGGUAUUAUUAUAAAAGUAUUUAGUAAAAAGGCUAUUCAGGUACUGGGUAACUGAGCUACAAAAUUAUGUAAUAUUGAAGAAAAUAUUAAGCGAUUCUGUUUUUUUCAGAGAAUAAGGUAAAUAUGAUCAUGUGACAUAUAUAAAAGAUUCAAUUACAGUAUACUGUAUUUUCACUCAACCUCCAAUUAACUCAACAGACUCAGCAGAUGGAAAAUAACAUUUAAUCAAUAAGCUUAGCCUACAAAUAAAAUACAAAAGUGUGUCUCUCCAGGAUGCAUUUUGUUUAAAGCAAGCUUGCUUUCAUUAAGUGACAUCCCCACAAUGGAUGGAGUAACCCGAAAUGUUAAAAACUUUGUGAAACUUUAUUGUAAAAGUAAAAGGCAAUGUUUAGUAAUGCUACUCCUAAAAGUACAUUUAAAAAAGUUACUCAAGUAAAUGUAACUGAGUACAUGUAACUAAUAACUACCCACCUCUGCAACUUUAGACUAUUUUGCAUUAACAUCUUAAAAUCCCCCAAUAUAUUUAUAUAUAGCUGCAAAGGAGACAUUUUUAAACUGCACCAACUAUGGUUACUGACCCAUCUUUCACUUACUCACAUUGUAGACAGACAUUUAAGAGCAUUGCUUCUAAAUUUUAAUGUGACACACCAACAAAAAAACACUAGUUUUGAAGAAUUAAAAAAAAGAAAUAUUGAAAUGGUGUUUUUUGUUUGUAUUAUAUCUACUCAAUUCUGAGAGAUCCAUUAGUGAACAUAACUGGACAACCGACAACUUGAAGAGGAAAAAACGCAGCAGACAAGUUAGGAAUAAAGUUACGAAGGUUAAAAAUUUGUAGCUUAAAGCAGGUCAAGAAGCAUUCCUCAGUUUAAAAUCUGAAAAUUAAAAGGUAUUGCGAACCUAUCAAGACAUGGCGCCCAACUGAAUCUUACAUUGGGCAAAUAGAGAGAUAGUCAGAAAAGCAGCCAAAUGGUUUGUAGUUUACUUUGCAAGAGAUGUAGAUAUCCAGCUAUCAGUUGCAUGUUCUACAAAUAUGUGUUUUAAUUAAAAAGCCAUGCAGAGGCUUACAUUCAACACCUAGAAGAGGGUGUCUGGAUGGAUGAAAGUGUAACUAUAUUUCCUACAUGCAAAAUACAGCAUAACACUCCUGAAGACCCUACACAGAAAUAAGGCAGCAUGCUUUUCUGGAGCAGGGACAGCAAACCCUGUAAAACAUGUAAGAAUAAGGUAGAUGAACUAUAUGGAAACUGCAGUAUAUGUUUGCAAUUUAACAUACUAUGAAAAAAGCUAGAGUGACAUAGAUACACUGCAAGGCAUUUAUCAGCUAAACAUGCUUAUAUGACACACAAAUCAACUUGGUGUUCUAUACUGUUCUUAUUCUGAUUUAUGGUUUUAAGGAUGUUUUUUUUACAAUGUUUCUUUUCAUUAUCAUUAAGACACUAGAUCACAUGAUGACUUUUAACAUAAAAUCUCCUCUGCAGGUAUGUUUUUUGUUUUUUUUGUUGAAGCCUUAGCAGGUUUAAGUGUACCAUAUGCCUCUUGAGCCCCUUUUUAUCCACUGUUUCUUGUUUUAGGAAAUUUCUACAUACCGGUACCUUUUUAUGUUGCAAUUUUUUUUAGAAUUAGACCUUUAAGUGCACACAUUGAAUGUAAAACUGUUCUAUGUCCUUUUUUUUUUAGCAACAGCAACAGAGAGCUGAUACUGUAUUGCCUCUGGGAUCUAACAGCAAGGAGGACUACAAACACCUCCCUGUGAUAGAAAAAAAGUGUAAAGCAUAUGCAGGGCAUGGCUAACUAAUUCCAGAUGUCAAUAUAUUGCAUUAAUUUCACAUGCAGGAAUAGAGUGAUCUACCCUGGAAAAUAUUAGACUCCAUCUAAUCCUCAGGAAAUGUGGACAAGCUGCAGAAAAGGACGUUGGCUCUGAUUGUCCAUGCCAAGAUUUGAAGACAUUUAAGAGGAAUAAAAAGUUAUAACCUCACA
Molecule: messenger RNA, 5326 nt
Organism: Cyprinodon tularosa
Lineage: Eukaryota; Metazoa; Chordata; Actinopteri; Cyprinodontiformes; Cyprinodontidae
Gene: antxr1a
Product: ANTXR cell adhesion molecule 1a
Exons: 18
Coding region: 331-2175 (614 amino acids)
Cellular component (GO): membrane
Molecular function (GO): signaling receptor activity
Source: RefSeq, a predicted model, not a curated record